AUGGCUCGACGGGCUGCUGACCGAGAGGAUCCGCAGAACGAAGCUAAGGGUCUAUUGCAGCAAGUCCGGGAGGAAUUUAGUAGAUGGAGGCGUGAGCAUGGCCACCGGUCGUCCGAACCUGAAGCGCCCCUACUGCGCAACCCCUUCACGGCAGAUAUAAUGAGCCUCCCCUACCCUCACGACUUGCGAAUACCGGGGAGUAAAGGCUACGACGGAAAAACCGACCCGGAAGAACACAUUAACUCCUACUAUGGAAACAUGCUGAUGAUGGGAGUAACCGAUGCAGUAAUGUGUCGAGCGUUUUAUUCAACCUUGACAGGGAGGGCAGUAGACUGGUUCAAAACAUUGGAGCCCGGUUCGAUUGCCUGUUUUGCGGAGUUGGCGAAAAGUUUCGUGCACAAAUUCGCCACCUCCAAAGUAGUCCGGAAGCACUUCACCUACCUGGAAAAGGCCAAAAAACUGGAAGGCGAGUCUCUGACGGACUUCCUCGUCAAAUGGAAGGCAGCGAUCGGCGAGGUCGAACCCCUCGACGACCGGACAGCGACCAACGUGUUGCAUUCCAACUUGCGUGCUGGGGCCCUAUACCAGGAAUUCAUCCUACACCCUCCAACUACCUACGAUGAGGCAAUCCAAAGGGUAACUGACUACGCUAAUGCUGGUGAAGCCAAUUUCGCCAAGCGCCAACAAGAGGCCGGUAGCAGCCGAAAACCGCAGGGCCGACAGGAGGACGGGAGGUCGGAUGGCAGAUCCGGCCGAGGGCGAGGAAGAGUACCCGACUUUACCCCCUUGAACAGACCGGCAGUCGAUGUCCUUCGAUUUGCCCAGUCCUGCAACAUGAUCCAGCUGCCGGAACCGCAGCGCGAGGGUCGCGACAAGACAAAGUAUUGCGCGUACAAUCGCAGCAAAGGGCAUGAAACGGAAGACUGCACGACCCUUAGGCAAGUCAUAGAGGAGUUGUUACGAUCGGGAAAGCUCACUGAGUUCACCAACAAAAAGGACGAGAAAAAAUCGUCUUGGAAAAACCCGUUCAAAAAAUCGAAUAAUAACAAAAAAGACAAAGAUCACGACCGGGACACCGAGCCCCGACAGUCGACUGGAAAACAGGUCAUCCACGUCAUAUUUGGUGGCCCGGAGGGAAGUUCCAAUGCCCGGGAGAAACUCCAAAUCGGACUGAUAGGAUCAGAGCCUAAUGAGAAGAGACAAAAGAUAGAACCAAUCACGUUUACCCCGAGCGAUAUGCCCGAGGGAGAGGAUUGCAACACUGAAGCAUUAGUCGUCACAAUAGACAUUAUGGGGAUCGACGUCCAACGUGUCAUGGUGGACACGGGCAGCAGCGUGAAUGUCUUGUACAUGGACGUCUUCCAGAAGCUAAAGUUAGAACCGAUCGAGUUAACACCCAUCGGGACUCCCUUAUCUGGAUUCACUGGUGAUACUAUCCAUCCGGAGGGAAAGAUAACAUUGCCGGUAGAAAUGGGCAGCCGACCCCGGACGAUCAAAACCAUGAUGGAAUUCAUCGUCGUCAACCUUCGAUGCGUCCACAACGCUAUCUUAGGGAGACCGGCGAUUGUAUCGAUCGGAGGAAUUAUCUCCACGCCUCAUUUAUGCAUGAAAUUCCCGACCCCCGAAGGAGUAGGGGUUGUCCGAGGAGACGUUCGAUCAGCCCAGAAGUGCUACCAAAAGGCAACCGGCAGAAAGGAGGCCUGGAACUCCCAAGUAAACUCAAUCUCCAAGAAAGCGGAAGCUGAAAGGAAAUAA
This is a messenger RNA of Ipomoea nil (Japanese morning glory), 1755 nucleotides long. RefSeq lists its product as uncharacterized. The transcript has a single exon. The record is from RefSeq and is a predicted model, not a curated record. Bases 1 to 1755 code for a protein of 584 amino acids. NCBI's taxonomy places the organism in Eukaryota, Viridiplantae, Streptophyta, Magnoliopsida, Solanales, Convolvulaceae.